Messenger RNA from Engraulis encrasicolus (European anchovy), 2069 nucleotides. It is a transcript of the gene th2, whose product is annotated as tyrosine hydroxylase 2. The coding region runs from base 80 to 1543 and encodes 487 amino acids. The record is from RefSeq and is a predicted model, not a curated record. Gene Ontology annotation, cellular component: axon; perikaryon; cytoplasm. Lineage: Eukaryota; Metazoa; Chordata; Actinopteri; Clupeiformes; Engraulidae. The transcript is spliced from 12 exons. Gene Ontology annotation, molecular function: iron ion binding; tyrosine 3-monooxygenase activity. Gene Ontology annotation, biological process: dopamine biosynthetic process from tyrosine.
GUCUGCUGCUUACGGAUAAAUACAUUCAUCCCCUUCUCUCCUCGUGGAGAACUGGUGCACCCCCAGCUGAACAGUCUGCAUGAAGACCGAGAGUGGAGUCCAGAAUGUGAGCGCGCCCUUCGCCGGUAGGAAGCGCAGCAGUCUCCUGGAUGAUGCGCGGAGAGACCGAGAACGGGAGAGCGCGCGAAAGGACCGAGAGAGCGCGAGUUCAACCUCCACCUCCCCGGGACCGUCUCAGUCUCGAGGAGGGGGUGACGGCUGCGUGUUCGAGGAGAAGGGCGGGAAAGUGGUGCUGCACGUGCUCUUCGCCCUCGGUAACGAGAAGAGUAUCGGCUUCUUCAAAGCUGGGAAGGUGUUCGAGACGUUCGAGGCCAAACUGCUGCACGUGGAGAGCCGACCGCGGAAGCCGAAGAACAACACGUGCGACCUGGAGUUCUUCAUCAAGUGCGAGAUCCACAGCUCGGAUAUCGAGGUCUUCAUCAACUCCCUCAAGAGGGUCGCAGACGACGUGAGGACUGUCCCCGAGGAAAAAGUUCCCUGGUUCCCGCGGAAGAUCAGGGAUCUGGAUCGAUGCAAUCAUCUAAUCACCAAGUUCGAUCCGGAGUUGGACCAGGACCAUCCGGGCUACAGCGACAGGGAAUACAGGAAAAGAAGAGCCAGCAUCUCCCAGCUCGCUUUUAAUUACAAACAGGGGGAGCCCUUGCCCAUAGUAGAGUACACGCAGGAGGAGAUCUCCACAUGGAGGCAGGUGUACUGCACGCUGAGCAGCAUCUACCCAACGCACGCCUGCCGCCAGUUUCUAGAGGGACUGGAGCAGCUGGAAAAGGAGGGUCUCUACUCAGAAGACAACAUUCCCCAACUACGAGACGUCUCAACCUUCCUCAAAGAGCGUACAGGCUUCCAGCUGCGUCCGGUGGCCGGUCUGCUGUCGGCUCGUGACUUCCUCAGCAGUCUGUCCUUCAGAGUCUUCCAGUGCACGCAGUACAUACGCCACGCAUCAGCUCCCAUGCACAGCCCCGAACCAGACUGUUGCCAUGAGCUACUGGGCCACAUCCCCAUGCUGGCAGACAAGGAGUUCGCCCAGUUCUCACAGGAGAUAGGCCUGGCGUCGCUGGCGGCUUCAGAUGAGGAUAUCGAGAGACUAUCAACAUUGUACUGGUUCACGGUGGAGUUUGGCCUGUGUAAGCAGAAUGGCUCAGUAAAGGCCUAUGGAGCCGGCCUGCUGUCUUCCUAUGGGGAACUGAUGUAUGCCUUGUCCAAUGAGCCGGAGUACAAGGCCUUCACCCCUGAAGAGGCGUCUGUGCAGGCCUAUCAGGACGAGGCGUACCAGCCCAUAUACUUCAUCUCAGACAGCUUUGAGGACGCCAAGACCAAACUCAGGCAAUUCUCCUCCGGUAUUCAGAGGCCGGUGGCGGUGAGAUACGACCCCAUCACCUGCAGCAUGGAGGUUCUAGACGGACCCGCGAAGAUCCAGAGAGCUCUGGGGGCCCUUCAGGAGGAGCUGAAGACCCUGAGUAGCGCUCUGGAAACACUACAGAGAUGAGCACACACACACACACACACACACACACACACACACACACACACACACACACACACACACACACACACACACACACACACCUGCAGGAUGAGAUUAAGACCCUCUCUAGCGCUCUGGAGACACUACAGAGAUGAGCAGACACACACACACACACACACACACACACACACACACACACACACACACACACACACACACACACACACACACAUAAAAACACACAUACACACACACACACACACACAUACAAACACACACACAGACACACACAUCACUGGAAGCUACAGUAGCUCAACACUACAUUCAGGUUCACACAUCUUCCUUGACGUUCAAAGCACACUUACGCAAACACCAGCAACUAAGCAGCAUAUUAUUAUCAUGAGCACUAAACCUACUGAGAGACACAAUAAAUAAAACACAGCACUUCACCAGCAUAUUCUCACAGUAAAAAGGUGAAUUACGCUCUACAAAGGCAAAGUGCAGCAACUACGCCAACAUUGAAGCUGAGAAAAAGGCCUUCAAAGUA